Rotaria socialis is the source of this 3684-nucleotide messenger RNA. The record is from the annotation of a GenBank genome assembly. Lineage: Eukaryota; Metazoa; Rotifera; Eurotatoria; Philodinida; Philodinidae.
AUGCCACUAAGCCUAUCCGUAAAAGUGUUUAUAUUAUAUUCAAUUUUAUACCUAUCAAACAGUCAAAGUCAAUUUUAUCAAGUUCAACCGCAUGAUAUUUCUGCCUUAAUUGGUUCGAAUGUAACUAUUCCAUGUGUGAUUACUCCACCUCAUGGUGAUGUUCAAUGGACUAAAGAUGGUCUUGCAUUGGGUUACGAACGACAAUUAUCAGCAUUUCCUACGUGGUCAAUUAUAGGCGAUGAAAAUCUUGGAGAAUUUAAUUUUUUUAUUCAAUCAUUAAAACACGACGACGAAGGAUUGUUUGCUUGUGAAGUUUCACCCUAUAAUAAUGCACCAGCACUUAAACAAAUUGCUCAUGUUAAAACUCUUGUACGACCGCAACAUGUUCAAAUCAAUGAUCAAUCGUCGUCAUCUGAAAUUACAAUUAUUAAAAUGAGAUUUGAUGAUAAAUUUCAUCAAAUUAGUUGUCAAGUUGAUGGUGCUAAGCCAGCGGCUCAAAUUAAAUGGAUCAAUGAAACUGGUCACGAGUUUCUUGGCAUAUCAAGAACAUUACUUAAAGAUAAUCUUUUUUCAACUAUCAGCACUCUUACGGUUAAUCCAUCAUUGUUGCUCGAUAAAAAACGGUUCAUGUGCGAUGUUCGACAUGAAACAUUAACCGAUAGUCUCAAUCAACUUCGAACUUUUUUCGAAGUACAAAUUAGUUUACCACCGUCCAAUCCUGUUAUUUAUGGCUAUUCAUCGGUGUCUCGUUUAGUCAACGGUUCAAGUCUAAGUCUCGCAUGUCAAACUUACGGUGGUCAACCAUUAGGUACACUUUCAUGGUAUCGACUCGAUCACGGAAAUGAACCAUCGUAUUUAAUUGAUAAUUCAUCGAUUAUACAUCAUGAUGAAAAUUUCACGGAAAGUAAUAUAUCAUUGUUUGUUAAACCAUCAGAUAAUAAUAGUACACUGUCAUGUCAUGUUACUAAUGAAUAUCUUGAUUCGUUAAGAAAAACAUUAGAAACAAAUAUUACUUUACAGGUUGCUUUCGGCCCAUUAUCUGUGCAUGUUCUUCAAAACAGUAUGAAUGUAACAACAUUAGUUGAAGGCACUCCUCAACGAUUUCUAUGUCGAACAUCAUCAUCAAAUCCUCGGCCUACUGUUGUUUGGAAAAUUGAUGAACAAAUUCUUUCGUCCGAUAUCGAUCCAAUAGAAGAAUCAGGUGAAUUCGCUGGUAAAAUAAUUCAAUUAGCAAAAACAAUUGGCUUAGAUAAAUCAUUACGGCACUAUCAUAAUAAAUUACUUUCAUGUGAAGCAACAAAUCCUGAUACGGGUCAUACUGUUACAGAUUCAAUACAAUUAAAUGUUAUAUAUGACGCCUUCAGUAUUGAAAUGUAUGGCUUAACAAAAGAUAAAAUAAUAAAAUCAGGUGAUAGAGUCUCCGUGGAAUGUAUUCUUAUCGGAGGAAAUCCACUUGGAAAAAUUAUUUGGUAUAAAGGCGAUCAAUUACUUCAUUCGGAAUCGACAAUUGAAACCAAUGAAAAAUAUGUUUCAAGUCGUGUAGAAUUCAUUGCAUCACCAUCAGAUAAUAAUCGAUUAUUGACAUGUCAAGGACAAGUCGAAGAAUUUCCUCGGCACAUUGCUUCGUUUAUACUUAAUAUUACCUUUCUUCCAAUUGACAUAGCAAUUAUUGAAAAUGAACGCUUUGCAAAUUUAUCAAUGCAUAGUGGUGAUGAUGAUGAUGAUGAUAAACAUUAUGAAUUUGAAUGUCGCACUUCACUGUCCAAUCCACAAGCACAAUUAACAAUAUUUCGACAAUCAAAUGAUGGAAAAAUACAUCCGGAUAUUCAAUAUAUAACAUCAUUAUCUUACAUUAAUGGCAUUAAUUCAAUCAAGUUUACGUUACCUCGAAUUGAUCUUUCGCUUCAUGAAAAUCUUUUAACAUGUAAAGCAGCAUUCGCUGCCGACAUUUCAUUUCAAACUAAACAAGUUACUUAUAUACUUCAUGUUAAUCAUAAACCGUAUUUUCAUGAAUUUAAUCGAUCUAUUGAGGUGAAAGAAAAUCAACCGUUUAACAUAACACUUGAAGCAAACGGUUAUCCAAUGUCAAUAAGCUAUACAUGGUUUCAUCCGUCGGGUAGACAAUUAAUGAAUGAUCCAUUAAAUAUAUUUAUCAAUCAAGGACAAUUAUCCAUAAUGAAUAUUCAAAGAAAUGAUUUAGGAAUUUAUCGAUGUAUAGCAACAAAUUCCAUUGGACAAACAGAAGCUAAUGUGACGUUAAACGUUCUAUAUGGGCCUGUUAUAACACGAACACAAGGAUAUUCUGUAACCGAAGCACUAAUGCCUGGUUCGUCCGCCAUACUUAUCUGUGUGAUCGAUGGUAAUCCAAUUGAUUUCAAUAAAGUACGAUGGUUUAAAGAUAAUCAAGAAAUGUCUUACGCACAAUGGGAAAAACGAAUUGACAGAAAUGAAGUAUCAUUAAUACGAAAAUCUAUUCAUCGGCAAGAUGCAGGACAAUAUGCUUGUGAAAUAGAUAAUCAGUUUGGCAAUAGCCAUGCAACAUUGCCGUUAGUUGUUCAAUAUGCACCAGAAAUCGACCGUAGUGAUCCAAGUCGAAGUAAAGCAGCUACCGAUUCUGAUCGCUUUCUUACAGCAGAACUUCAUUGUCAUUUAUCUUCUGUACCUAAACCAACAGUCAUAUGGAUGAAGGACAAUCAAGUAUUAUCACCAUCGUCUAAAUAUCAAUCGAUACUUACUGAACGAAACCCUUCAACUUCGUUUUCUUCUAAUCUUCUAUUCGAUGUUAUUUUCUAUGUGACUAAUGUUACGAAAUCUGAUUAUGGUAUCUAUCAAUGUCGAGUCGAAAAUAAACUCGGCAUUGAUAUGAUAGAAAUACUGUUAACUGGACUCACUAUACCUGAUCUUCCUAGUCAAAUUCGUGUGACGAACACGUCGCAUACGUCAUUAUUCAUAAGUUGGACACCAGGCUUCGACGGUGGCGCUCAACAAACAUUUCAAAUACGUUUUCGUCUUUCAACAGAGAGUCAAUAUGCAUAUCAACAUAUGCCGUAUGGUAAACAUUCAUUUGAAUUAAAAGAUUUAAAAUUAGGAAGUCAAUAUCACAUAAGUAUACGUUCGAAUAAUUCACAUCAUCUAAGUAAAUGGACUGAUGAAAUCGUUAUAUCAACAUCGGACUAUUUGCCAUCAUUAAGAUUUCAUUUAUCGGAAGUACCUUCAACGAAAAUUUCUUUUACACUACUUAUUAUCAUUGCUAUCAUUGGUUUAAUCAUUCUUUCGAUUAAUAUAAUACUAAUGAUAUUUUUCAUAAUAAAACGUCGUCAAUCAACUGUUACAACAAGUGAAAAUUCAUCAACAACAGGAACAAAUGAAACCGAAGCAAAUACCAUUGAUUUAUUUCAACCAGUUCCGUCGAAUUUUUCAACAACAAAUACCUAUAAAAAAUAUGAAGAUGAAGAUAUUAAACGACCAUUUGUAUCUUCAUACUCAUCAGCUACUUUGUCGCAAUCGGAUAAUGCGUCCUAUGCAACUUUAAAGAAAAAUUAUAUUUCGCCAUACGAUAAUCUUCGAGUAUAUAAUUAUUAUCCGUCGAGCACCGACAAUAGUCUUGUUACAUAUCGAAGUUUUAAAGAUGGUGUGAAUACUUCAAUAGAUACGAAUGGAUGUAUUCGAACUGAUCUUGUUUAA